This is a messenger RNA of Paramuricea clavata, 9387 nucleotides long. NCBI's taxonomy places the organism in Eukaryota, Metazoa, Cnidaria, Anthozoa, Malacalcyonacea, Plexauridae. The record is from the annotation of a GenBank genome assembly.
UUAACAUGGAAUGUUUACAAUUUUUACAGAUCAACAACAACAUUCGGCAUCGGUUGUUUACAUGGAAUAUAUACAGUAGGUUUAUAUUGCCAAAAAAAGUAAGUCCAUUAAAUUUAUAAACAUCUGAAUGAAUUGUCUAUCAUAAAAGUGAGUUUAUUCCCGCGGUUAAAACCACGUCGAAUUUUUGUUUAUCUAAUAAUAUAUUGAUCUUUAUCGUAUUAAAUAUCAUAGCGUUUAUUGAUUGUCAUUUUAUUUAUUAGAAAUUUUUAUUACGUGACUAAAUGUCCGAUUGCUAUCAUAGACAAUCGAGAAAGACUUCCUCUCAUUGUCUGCUAUGAAGUUAGAUUGUUUAUUGUUAUAAGAUAAACUGAUCCCAUUCCUAUUAAUUUAAUUAAUUAAACCUUAAAACUAGGCUAGUGAAAAAAUUUUAAAGAAAAAUUGUUUGAACAGAGUGUAGGCUGGGGAGUGUGUGCAGAGUUGUCGCAAAGAGGCUUAAGCAGGGUGGGGUGUGUGGUAUCAUAUUUGCCGACAAAUGUUAAAUUUUGCAGAUGACAAUUCCUUAAUGUACAUUUUCAUAAAUCUGUCCAAAUUUUAGCUAUAAUUUAAAGCCACAUAAAAAAAGUUGGUUAGCAUCCUUAGCUUUUGCCAAAAAGUGAGCGGGCGGGCGCUUUUUUUAAAAAUUUUUACUAAUUUUUAACGCCUUGGUUUUAGGUCCGAAACUGGAUUUUCUUGCGCAGUAGAGAUAUUUUUUUGUAUAUUUCAAAAUAUGAUUCAUACCGUCAUUUUCGCACACAAUUUUGCAAUUUAUUAACACAAUUGACUACAGUCAACAGAAAUACUACGUAUAUUAGAGCCUGUUGACCCAUAAAAGUUGGGGGUUUUUUAAAUAAAAAAGAAUCCUGAGCAGGGCCUUUUUUGUGGGCAGGCGAGGACGCUAACCAACUAUUUUUUUUAUAUGGCCUAAUAGUUUUUAAUCAGUGUCACUCAAAUAUUUUAGUUCUUCCUUCCUAUCCAACUCAUGUUUUGCCAACAACGAAAACAACAUGCCGACUAGGAUUCAAUAAUCUUAUGUAGAAAUCACUGGCAAAAUCGUUCAUUUUGCCAACAAGAUGUGUCGCACCCCCUACAGGCGGCAAGGGCUUCCACAUGCUGAAUGCCUGCACACCCUUGCUGCCUUUGUGUCUCCCAUUCAGACUUACCACCACCCCAUUACAGCAAAAUAUAAUAAUAAUUACAUUUAUUCAGGAUACCACAUCACAUACAUGUUUUUCAGUCGGGUCCUGUAUAUAAAAAAUACAUUCAUUUACAAUAUUUAAACAGUACGAAAAAUGACAAAUUUUUUUUUAUUAACUUUACAAUCAAUUGGUAAGGACAACAGGACGCGAGUCCCUAAUUAAGUCGCACCAUUUUUUAAUUUUUUUUUUAAAUAUGUACAUACACUGUACAACAAUGAUAAAAACGAACAAUGAAUUAUUUUAUAUCUUAUUGCGAAUCAUUACAGAUGAAUUGUUGUUCUUUUAGUUGUUUUUAAUUUUUGAUGGUGUUAUCCCGAGGAUGGGCUGUGAAAAAUUGGAGGCUGUUAUUAUGCACUAUAUUAGGAAUACUAAUCAUUGGAGAAUAUCUCAUUUAUUUCAUUGUCGCCAUGUCAUGGAAUGUACCAACUAAAAAAUCCAAACAUGAUCUAAAAGUACUGUUUGUCUCUGAUCCACAAAUACAGGUAAACAAGAAGUCUUCUCUGUCGUCAGACAUAGGUCAUAAUCAGAAGUCAAUGUUUUGUUCUGUUUUGUUUUUACACCAAAGUUAAAUUUUCUAAAAUUUUGUCUUAGGGAUUUCAAUUUGAACUCUCUGGUAUAUAUGGCCACAUCACAAGAUGGGACGUUUGCCAUUAUCUCAAAAAGACAUUUGGUUAUGCUGUGAACCAAGUUGAACCUGAUGUUGUUGUUUUGUUGGGUAAAUUAACCCACUGAGUGCUAGCGCUGUCCCCUUGAGAACUAAAAUUGUCUGGCAUUAGACAGAGUAAAAUAAUAAAGUAAGGUGCAUUAACCUAUUGAGUACCAGAGCUCUACUCUCCCCUUGAUGAGUAAAAUUGUCUGGCAUUAGACAGAGUAACCUGCCAUUAUACACAGAGUAACAUAAAAAAGUAGCCCACAUUAUGGUGCAAUGCAACUUAAUGUAUUAAACUAAACUUAUAAAGUGAAACUCUAUAUUGAAAUGGAUAUUUGAGUGGCAAUUUAUGUAUCUCACAUACAGGUGAUUUACUUGACGAGGGAUAUGUUUCUUCAGAUGAAAAGUUUCUUCAGUACAAAGUGAGUUUACAUCAGUUAUGCUAGACUGUCUAAAGUGUUAAUUCCACCCAUGAACUUUAAUAGGUUCUUGCCUAUCUGUGACUCGAACAAUAGGGUAAAUCAGUGAAAAUUGCUAUUGGUGGAUUUGGCAAAAAUACGUACAAUACACACGUGGCAGAGCUAGUGAAGGACCAGAUUUAUGAAUAAACGUUGACUAACAUAGAAAAUGAGUUAUAUUGUUAUUCUAUAAUGAAUUUCCAAACCAUCUAUUCUAUUAACUAUGUUGCACCUAAGGCAACUUUAAAGUCUCUGUGAGCCUUGCGGGACACCAGUUCUAUCAAUUACUAACCACGUGGCUAAGACGUGCAAUAACACAAUUUACCAUUUAUUAAGGAAUGGUUUGAAGAUAUUUAUACAGUUCCAUCAUCAGUAAAAAGAAUUCAUUUAGCUGGAGACAACGACAUUGGUGGCGAGAGUGAACCGAUUGAAGCAAAUCUCCUAACGAGGCACGAGAAAUAUUUUGGACCAACUAACGAAAUCAUCAAAUUCAAUAAUUGGCAAUUUUUAAAGGUGGUCGCUUUCAUCUAUAAAAUAACGUAGCCCUCUGUCGAGAUAUACUGGCCCUAUAAUAUACUUGCAUUCAACCCGCGAACUACACGCAGCAGUUAACCGUAGGCAUAGUUUUUUUUAGUAUAUAGGUAGUACUGUAUUUGCAUGGGCAGGGCAACGCCAGAACUCCCUUUACAAAUGCCAGAACUCCUUUAUCAAAUGACAAAACAUGGUUUGCAAAUGCCAGAACUCCAUUUUCAAAUGGCACAACUUGCUUUUCAAAUGCCAGAAGUACCUUUUGAAACGCCAGAACUCCGCUUCCAAACGCCAGAACUCCCUUUACAAAUGCCAGAACUCCCUUUUCAAAUGGCAGAACUCCGCUUUCAAACGCCAGAACUCCCUUUACAAAUGCCAGAACUCCCUUUUCAAAUGGCAGAACUUGGUUUUCAAAUGCCAGAAGUACCUUUCCAAACGCCAGAACUCCCUUUACAAAUGCCAGAACUCCUUAUCAAAUGACAAAACUUGGUUUUCAAAUGCCAGAACUCCUUUAUCAAAUGACAAAACUUGGUUUUCAAAAGAACUGCCUUUUCAAAUGCACAACUUGCUUUUCAAAUGCCAGAAGUACCUUUUGAAACGCCAGAACUCCGCUUUCAAACGCCAGAACUUCCUUUACAAAUGCCAGAACUCCCUUUUCAAAUGGCAGAACUUGGUUUUCAAAUGCCAGAAGUACCUUUCCAAACGCCAGAACUCCCUUUACAAAUGCCAGAACUCCUUUAUCAAAUGACAAAACUUGGUUUUCAAAUGCCAGAACUCCUUUAUCAAAUGACAAAACUUGGUUUUCAAAAGAACUGCCUUUUCAAAUGCACAACUUGCUUUUCAAAUGCCAGAAGUACCUUUUCAAACGCCAGAACUCUGUUUUCAAACGCCAGAACUCUGUUUUCAAACGCCAUAAUUCCUUUUACAAAUGCCAGAACUCCUUUAUCAAAUGACAAAACUUGAUUUUCAAAUGCCAGAACUCUCUUUUCAAAUGGCACAACUUGGUUUUCAAAUGCCAGAAGUAUCUUUUCAAACGCCAGAACUCCGCUUUCAAACGCCAGAACUCCCUUUUCAAAUGGCAAAACUCCCUUUUCAAAUGCCAGAAUUUGGUUUUCAAACGCCGGAAUUCCGUUGUCAAAGUCUAGUUAAUGUGGAUGACUUUAAGACCCCCUAGAUCGCUCCCCACAGGCAACUACACACGUAAAACUCUCACAUCUUGUAGCAAGUCGGCCAAACAAAUCGUCAACAAGUUGUGUUCGCACUGCUUGUCCCAAGUUGUCAACAAGUUUGGAACAAGCUGUUAACAACUUGUAACAACCUUGUUGAUAUUAUCAGACUUGUUGCAAGGUUGUUCCAACAAGUCCGAUACAGUCAUGAUAUAACAAUAUGGUUACAACCUUGUGUCAUCAACCUUGUAACAUUCUUGUUAUACCAUGACUGUAUCAGGCUUGUUAGAACAACUUUGCUACAAGUCUGAUAAUGCCAUCAAGCUUGUUACAAGUUGUUAACAGCUUGUUCCAAACUUGUUACAACAACUGGGAACCAGCAGUGCGAACACGACUUGUCGACAGCUUGUGAACAGAUUUGUCGUUUUUACGUGUGUACAUAUGCAUCUACACACGUAAAAACGCACAAGUUGUAACAAACCUGCAGCAGACUUGUAGCAAUGCUGUUCCAACAACUUGUCAACAGGAUGUGUUCGCACUGCUUGUUCCCAGCUUGUUGACAACUUGCUACAAGGUUGUUGAGCUCAAUAGACUUGUUACAAGUUGUUCCAACAACUUGUUAUCGUCCUGCAAUUCAACAAUUUGUCAACAAGUUGUGAGUGACAACCUUGUAGCAACUUGAUAAAAUAACAGUAUUGUUACACUUUGUUGACAAGCUUGCUACAAGGUUGUUGAGCUCAAUAGACUUGUUACAAGUUGUUCCAACAACUUGUUAUCGUCCUGCAAUUCAACAAUUUGUCAACAAGUUGUGAGUGACAACCUUGUAGCAACUUGAUAAAAAUAACAGCAUUGUUACAACUUGUUGACAAACACAUCUUGCCGGUUGACAAGUUGUGAGAUUUUUACGUGUGUGAGAAAUAGCAGGGCUUCGCUUUGUCUUAAAUGUAGUUGGUAUACUUCAAUUUGUAAAUUCAAUCUUUGUUUGAAAUAUUUAGCUCAGCACACUCAGUUUUCUGCGUUAUUUUCGAUUCACGACCGCAGACGAAAGGAGAAUAUUCGACAAUCUAAAUAUGUUUAUGACGUCGUCAGUGACAAAAUUGGAUGAGAAUAAACACACGUUGGUGUUGAGUCAUCUGCCGCUAGGGUACUGGGACCCACACUUUGCACUGAAGGUAAGACGCUUCACAGAGAGUACAUCACCUUUUGGUUGUUUUUGUACUACACACGUAAAAACGCACAAGUUGUAACAAACCUGCAGCAGACUUGUAACAAUGCUGUUCCAACAACUUGUCAACAGGAUGUGUUCGCACUGCUUGUUCCCAGCUUGUUGACAACUUGCCAACGGCUUGUUGACAACUUGCUACAAGGUUGUUGAGCUCAACAGACUUGCUACAAGUUGUUCCAACAACUUGUUAUCGUCUUGCAAUUCAACAAUUUGUUAACAAGUUGUGAGUGACAACCUUGUAGCAACUUGAUAAAAUAACAGCAUUGUUACAACUUGUUGACAAGCUUGCUACAAAAAUCUCACAUCACGUAAAAAUCUCACAUCGUGUAGCAAGUCUGCCAACAAGCCGUCAACAAGUUGUGUUCGCACUGCUUGUCCCAAGUUGUCAACAAGUAUGGAACAAGCUGUUAACAACUUGUAACAAGCUUGAUAACAAGUCUGAUAAUGCCAUCAAGCUUGUUACAAGUUGUUAACAGCUUGUUCCAAACUUGUUACAGUGCGAGCACAACUUGUCGACAGCUUGUGAACAACUUGUGCGUUUUUACGCACAAGUUUGUUACAAGUCUGUUCACAAGCUGUUAACAAGAUGUAUUCGCACUGCUUGUCACAAGUUGUCAACAGGUUUGGAACAACUUGUUGACAACUUGUAACAACCUUGUCGAAAUUAUCAGACUUAUUGCAAGGUUGUUCUGACAAGUCUGUGACAUGCUUGAUAUAACACAAGAUUGUUACAACCUUGUGUUGACAACCUUGUAACAUCCUUGUUAUAUCAUGGCUGUAACAAACUUGUUAGCACAAUCUUGUAACAAGGCUGAUAAUGCCAUCAAGCUUGUUAUAAGUUGUUAACAGCUUGUUUCAAACUUGUUACAACAAACUCGGAACAAGCAGUGCGAAGACAACUUGUUGACAGCUUGUGAACAGACUUGUAACAACUUGUUUGCAGACUUGUAACAACUUGUGCAUUUUUACGUGUGUAUUGCAUGCAACAACUUGUAACAAGCUUGAUGGCAUUAUCAGCCCUGUUACAAGAUUGUGCUAACAAGUUUGUUACAGCCAUGAUAUAAAUGUUACAAGGUUGUCAACACAAGGUUGUAACAAUCUUGUUAUAUCAAGCACGUCACAGACUUGUCAGAACAACCUUGCAACAAGUCUGAUAAUUUCGACAAGGUUGUUACAAGUUGUCAAAAAGUUGUUCCAAACCUGUUGACAACUUGUGACAAGCAGUACGAAUACAUCUUGUUAACAGCUUGUGAACAGACUUGUAACAAACUUGUGCGUUUUUACGCGUGUAGCCUACUCCUAUGGUAUUUCGUCGGAUUAUUCAUUCCUUUCUUACACAAAACACGUAAAAACCUCACAACUUGUCAACAAGAUGUAUUCGCAACAGGCUUGUAGCAAGCUUGUCAACAAGUUGUAACAAUGCUGUUAUUUUAUCAAGUUGCUUUAGUGCGAACACAUCCUAUUGACAAGUUGUUGGAACAGCAUUGCUACAAGUCUGCUGCAGGUUUGUUACAACUUGUGCAUUUUUACCUGACGAAUAAUAUAGGAGACGCAUCAUAAUACGACCAGUCAGAAGGGCUAUCGCUACCCAACUUUGCUUAACUUAAAAACCUCCAACUAUUGUUCUACUUUAGGAAAGCGUACAAAGUAUACUUUCUUAGUUGCCUUUGUUCCAUUCCUCCCGUUAACUAAAACAAAUAACUAAACGUCGAGCAAUGCGAACUAAUAUUUGACGUCACGGGCGGUAGUAUUAGUUUGAUUUCGGCAAAGAGGAUACUAAUUUGCAAUAUCAUAAAAUGAGGUGUAUAGCUUUUGAACUGACGGCUCGGUGGGAGUCAUACAUAUAGAGCUGGCGGUUAAACCUUUUAAGUGUCGGCACUCUCGUAUUGGGUACAUUGCCACUUCAAAGGGUUUUAAGCUUUCUAAAACAGCUAAUACAGUUCAUUUCGUGAUAUUACUUGGAUAGGAACAAAGGUCAUUUAAGUAUUUGAGACUUUCUCUGCAUACAAUAUUAACCCAAAUGAAAAUUGUGUUUAUAGGUACUCAAUAAUAUUAACCCAAGAGUAAUAUUCACUGGACAUGAUCACAAGGUAAAAAAUAUGGACGGUCUUUAUAAUAUCGAAUACGCUUUGGAAUUGCAAAAUGUGUGGCCGUCGCAAUGAAUGCAACAACCUCGCAACCUAGGCUGUUUACCUCCACCCUGAAAUCGCGCUAUGUGUCGGUGCUUGUGAAUUUGGAAUGUUCCUUAACAAGAAAUCACUUCCAGAGAGUUGGACCAGUCAGCGAGCCAGUCACUCAUAUAAGGUUUUAGGUCGAAUCUUACAGCACACAUACAGGGUUUAAAUAUUUGGUUAAAUAUUGCCAGAAUGCUUAACGCGAUCUUUUUAUGUCAAAACAGCAUCUUUUUAAGAACCUAUAAAUUCAUUGAAUAGAUCAGUGGAUUAAGAAGAAAAACCCAUUGUUGCUAAUUUAGAAGUCGCAUUAAUGAUUUAAACUUUAUCAUUCAGCCAAAAUACAGAAUGUACAAAGUAGGCAGUUUUUCAACAGAAGAACACGUGGUCCCCACGUGCAGCUACAGAAUGGGUACCAUCGAUAUGGGCUUUGGUGUUGCUAUGCUUGGUGAGUAUUAGUUAAGUAUGUGUACCAGUAUGAAUAACUCAAAUACAAUACAUAUUCAUGCCUGGUCCUUGCCACCAGGGGUGGGAAAAGUAUGGGACCUAGGGAAUUUUUUCAGUUCCCAGAAAAGUUUUUCCCCAAGAAAGAAAGAAAGAAAGAAAGCAAGCAAGCAAGCGAAGGGAAGGGAAGGGAAGGAAGGAAGGAAGGAAGGAAAGAAAACAAAAGGAAGGGAAGAAAAGAAAAGAAAGGGAAGGGAGAGAAGGAAGGAAGGGAAGGGAAGGGAAGGGAGGAAGGAAGAAAAGACAAUUGUAAAAGUUUAGAUAAAUGGAAAUGCUGUAUUUUUAGUCAAUCUGGGACAGCUGAUUUUCAAAAUUUUCUGGAGAGCAUGGAUCCCCCCCCCCCCCCCUGAUAGUGCCCUUUAUAAAAAUAUGUUGGCCAAAUUUGUCUAACAGCCAUUAUAAGAAUAACUAACAAUCCUCCCCUUCUCAUUUCCAGGUGAAAAUGGUUCCUUUCAUUACACUGUAUUAAAGUUGCCUAGAAGAUAUUUCUUUUUAUAUUUUUAUAUUGUAGCUUGUACAUUCAGUUUGUUGUACAUAAUAUUGUUUAGGAAGAAAAGAACAACGUAAAUAUAUUCUCGGCUAUUAUUUUAAAAUAAAGAAAAUUGCUACAACCACGAGAUGAUUAUCUUUAUUUAUUCCCUAAUGCUUUAACAAUUUGCUAAUUGCUAAUUAGUUACAAAUUUAAUUAAUGCCGUGUAUUUAAACGCCUGGUACGUAGCAUCUAUUAUCAUGGAUAUGUCCCAUGUAUGAAUUUAAAAUCUCCUUAAUUCCUUGGUGUCAAUGACAGACGAGAUGAAAGAUCAAUUAAUUAAUUAAUUGAUUUAUUAUUAGCAUGACAAAAUUACUGGAUGCUGAUUGGUUGAGAGGAGUACAAUUAUUUCAUUAAUUGUACUGCAGUACAAUUAAUAAUUUUCCCAAAACAAACAAAAUGGCGGAAAGGUAUUUUAAACACAAGCGUGAAAUGAAAUUGCCCUUGAGGAACUAGAUGAAAAUACAAACAAAAGCACCAAAUUUUGCUUCAACAAAAGAACUAAAUGAAAAUACGGACAGAAGCAACAAAUUUUGGUUGAAAGUCUGGCAGGACUUGGCUUUGGCGAGAGAAUAUACGAUGUUAACAUUGAGAAGUAUCCAAUUUUUUCAUGCUAAUAAUAAACAAGUAAGCAAAAUUUCCAAAUAUCACUCGUACUAUUAAUCCAUAAUUGUACGAGCAACAUCGCAUGAUUACCUAUACUAAUUAAGGUACAAUUACGCUAAAACCUGAUCAUAUAUUCAUGUGUAAAUCACUUUGCUCUGUGAUAAUAGAUCAGCAACAUCUUCAUUGGUUGUUACUUCAAAAAUGGGAGAAUUUUUGUUUCAAAAAAUUCCUGAGUGAAUCUCAGAUGAUCUCCAUCAGCUCCAAGGAAAUGCAGCUUUCCUGCCGCGUCCAUUUCUUUUAGACCCAGCCAAUCCUU